Messenger RNA from Fonsecaea erecta, 1644 nucleotides. RefSeq lists its product as hypothetical. The transcript has 3 exons. Bases 1 to 1644 code for a protein of 547 amino acids. The record is from RefSeq and is a predicted model, not a curated record. NCBI's taxonomy places the organism in Eukaryota, Fungi, Ascomycota, Eurotiomycetes, Chaetothyriales, Herpotrichiellaceae. Gene Ontology annotation, biological process: transmembrane transport. Gene Ontology annotation, molecular function: transmembrane transporter activity.
AUGGCAGACGCGAAUCGCAAUGUGGUCCCUGGGACCAUCCACCUCGUCGACACCGAGGCGGCCGAACACUCGGGCAAGAAGGACAUCGUGCUCAACCCACGCCCCAGCUCAGACCCGGAAGACCCGUUGAACUGGACCAAGAAAAGGAAGCUGUGGGCCAUCACCAUGGCGUACAUCUACAUCCUGGGUAUCGGCAUGUCAACCACGGUGCAGUAUUCCAUCUUGACCAAUAUCGGCGAGGCGACCGGCAUCUCCAUCGCGGAUAUCAAUACCGGGACUGGCUUGCAAUUCCUGUUCGCAGGCUGGGGAUGCCUUUUCUGGCAGCCGGUGGCACUCACGUACGGACGACGAGGCGUCUACAUCCUGAGCAGUCUGUUGGCCAUCGGCCCAAUGAUCUGGACGGUCUACACGACCUCCACGAGCAUAUGGUGGGCUCACCGUAGCCUGUUGGGCCUCAUCGUCGCGCCGGUGGAGUCGCUGGGCGAGAUCUCCGUUUCUGACUUGUUCUUCGCCCACGAACGCGGCAAUUACAUGGGCAUCUACACGCUGCUGGUGUUCGGCUCCAAUGCCCUGGCGCCCUUUCUGGCUGGCUUCGUCACCUACUCCAUGGGCUGGGAGGCCGCCAUCUGGUUCGGCACCAUCAUCCUCGGCGUAUGCACCGUGAUCAUCUACUUCGGCAUGGAAGAGACCAUGUACUUCCGCCACACCAUCGAAGGCAUCGACGAGGGGGCCGCCGAGGUGACCUCCUCUCCUGGCGUGGAAACGACCUUGGGCGAAAAGACCGACGCCGUCUCCAAGAGCGCACCGCUCCAGGAGGAGCCCGUCUCCCCGAUCGCCGAGUCCAUGCACCGCGUCGUCCCCCGCCAACGCACCUACUGGCAGAAGCUGCAGCUGUUCCGUCUCGACAGGGACCGGCCGUCGGUCAAGCAGAUGUUCAUCAUGAUGGUCCGGCCGCUGUGGAUGUUCUUCUACUUCCCCAACGUCGACUGGGCGGGAUUCCUCUACGGAGCGUCGCUGUGCUGGUACAACGUGCAGAACGCCACCAUGGCCCUGAUCCUGAACGCCGCGCCGUACAACUUCUCCGCCCGCGCUGUGGGCAUUUCCUACCUGUCGUUGCUCAUCGGGUGCUGCGUGGCCUGGUGGUGGGCGGGCUGGGCGGGUGACGAGAUCGCCAUCCGCGUCGCCCGGCGGAACAGGGGCAUCCGCGAGCCAGAGCACCGUCUGUGGCUGCUGACCUUUUCUGGGACUCUCGCGGCCGCCGGAAUCAUCCUCUGGGGCGUGGGCGCGGCACAUCAGAUUCACUUCAUGGGCCUGAUCAUCGGGCUGGGUAUGACGAGUUUUGGCAUUGUGAGUGGCGGGAGCACGUCCCUGGCAUACGACGUCGACUGCUUCAAGGAGAUUGCCGGCGAGACUGUCGUGCUGGUCAUCGUCAUUCGCAACACGAUGGGCUUCGGGAUGAACUACGGAAUUACACCGUGGCUGGAGAACACGGGCACGCAGAACUGCUUUGUGGCCGUGGCCUUCCUGUGUCUGUUUUGCAACUUCAGCUUCCUGUUCAUGACGGUCUGGGGCAAGAAGCUGAGGCGUCUGUCCGCGAAGAAGUACUGGGAAUACGUCGACACCUUGAUCGUCACGGCGCAUUAG